Messenger RNA from Gigantopelta aegis, 2151 nucleotides. Its product is annotated as tubulin-specific chaperone E-like. Bases 40 to 1653 code for a protein of 537 amino acids. The transcript is spliced from 14 exons. Gene Ontology annotation, molecular function: alpha-tubulin binding. Gene Ontology annotation, biological process: protein folding. NCBI's taxonomy places the organism in Eukaryota, Metazoa, Mollusca, Gastropoda, Neomphalida, Peltospiridae. The record is from RefSeq and is a predicted model, not a curated record.
GAUAAUAUAAUAUGUUUCAUUUUAGGUUAUCGCCACAACAUGGUAGACGCGGAUCUCAUUCGUGAUGAUGGCACUAGAAUUGGAAUAAACGACAGAAUUAAAAGUAACAAUUAUUUUGGAACGGUCAAAUUUAUCGGAGAAGUUGAAUCCACAGAAGGACUUUGGUUGGGUGUUGAAUGGGAUGAUCCACAACGGGGAAGACAUAAUGGCAUUCAUAAUGGAAAGCAGUACUUCACAACAAAACAUGCUACAUCCGGAUCCUUUGUUCGUCCAAAGAAGGUUGAGCUUGGUGUGACAUGCUUUGCGGCACUGAAGGACAAAUACGGACGGAUAAAUGAAAAGAAUGCUGGAGUUGAUGUUGAGGAACUCUAUGUCACAGGUUCUAACAACCAAAUCACUGUUGUUGAAAUGGUUGGGGCAGAAAAAAUCAACAUCAAACAAAGUAAACUAGAAAAUCUGACCGAUGUGAUGUUAACAGAUACAGGUGUAUAUGGUGCUGGACCACAGAAUGACCUGGAGAAAUUCACACCAAAUAUACGAGAACUGGAUAUCUCGAAAAAUCUAAUAUCCUCAUGGAUCGAAAUAGUAGAGAUUUGCAAACAGCUUGAGUAUUUAAAACUUCUUGAUUUAAGUGAAAAUUAUCUACAGAUCCCAGAAAAUCCUCAUACUCUUCAGAAUUCAUUCUUAAAAAUUAAAGUUUUGUGUCUAAACAAAAUGAACUACACGUGGCAGCAGAUUCUGCAAUGUAGUUCUAUGUUCCCGUCACUAAAGCAGCUACACAUGCAUUCCAACUGUCUGUGUCGCCUCUCAGCUCCAAGCACUGAGCUGCAGAAAGUUGUUUUGUUGAACCUCGAGUGUAACGACAUCUCACAGUGGGAUGAGAUUCUCAAACUGGCUGAUUUACCCAAUCUUAAGACACUUAUUAUCAGUGAUAAUAAUAUAGAAAAGAUUUAUUUUCCAAAUGUCGCUAAGAACGGGAAGACGACUAUGUUUAGGAGUUUGGAGCUCCUCCUGGUGAACAACAACAGAAUCAGCGAGUGGUCAAGCAUUAAUGAGCUGAACAAGUUGUACAGCCUGACUGAAGUCCAGCUAAGAGGCAAUCCACUUAUGAGCACGAACAGUGAUGAGACCGUUCGCCAGCUCUUAAUUGCCAAGAUCGGUGGGCUGCAAACUUGCCAAAAGACACAGGUGUUGGCAAAAGAAAGACGUGGUGCUGAGAUUGACUACCUGAAACGUUUCGGUCCUGACUGGGUGAAGGCUGGUGGGAAUGAAGACUCAGCGAAAAACAAUGUUAGUCCAGAGUUUCUGCAGCAACAUCCUAGAUACAUGGAACUCAUACAGAAACUGGGUGCUCCAGAAGAAUCUGAAAUGAAACCAGAAUCAACCAAACUGAAGGAUCAUCUUGUACAUAUAAAAAUCACCUGUCCUGAUCAUCCCGACAAAGGGACUGUUCAGAAGAAAUUACCACAGACAAUGACAGUUCAAAAAGUGAAGGCUCUAGCUAAAAGAUUAUUCAAAAUCCAUGCAGCAGAUGUCACUGUGUCGUAUGUUAGUCACAGGAUGGAGGGGCCAGAAAUAGAGCUGGAUAAUGAAUUAAAACAGUUGUAUUUUUACUCUAUAGAGAAUGAUGACAUCCUUCAAGUGAAGUGGUGAUUUUAAAAGGACAUGUAGACAAUCUAAUGUUAAUGUGUGAUCCAAGAACCUAGUGAAUCAGUGUAGAGAUUAAAUCCUUGCAUGGAACUGAAUGGCUUGACAUGAUAUGGCAGGAAUCAUUAACAGUGUUAAUGCAGUUGUAAUACAAUUUUCUAAUAUUUUUUUAAAAGUGCUUAUACUUUAAAGUACUGUGCACAAAACUGCUUUCCAAACCAAGACUUUGACUUUAGUAGAAACAACUCUAUGCCACUUAGCACUGGAAGUGUAUGAUUGUGAAUUGUAUCAUCAUCAAAACAAUGGACGGACGCCCAGUCUGACUGAUAGAACAUUGUGUUGAAAAAAUAUUGAUAUAGACAAUAUAUCUAAGAAAGAAUGUGUUUUUUAUGCAAAUGUAACAAAUCUGAUCCCUGAUGAUUCAGUGCUAGCAAAUACAGUUCAAGGAGCUGUUAAAAAUUUAUUGUUGACUUUUGAUUAAAAACAUUUGGUAUGAAAUUAAAA